Molecule: messenger RNA, 207 nt
Organism: Saccharomyces mikatae IFO 1815
Lineage: Eukaryota; Fungi; Ascomycota; Saccharomycetes; Saccharomycetales; Saccharomycetaceae
Gene: MEO1
Product: Meo1p
Exons: 1
Coding region: 1-207 (68 amino acids)
Source: RefSeq, a predicted model, not a curated record
AUGACUACUACCCCUGACAAACAGAAACAACAACAGCAAGAUCAACCACAGGACAAAUCGUUCGACUAUGCUCACAUGUGUAAAUGCAUCGCAAUGUUCUUUGUGGUUACAGGCGUGGUGUUGAUGUUUUUCGAGACCGGGUUGGAUCCACUACAGAAACUGCAAAUCAAGCAAAUUCACCAGUCGGAUGCUAUUCCUCGCGCCUGA